AUGGCCAAGAAUAAGCGUCGCGCCUCCGGGUACCCCCCCUCUUCUCGUUCCCCCUCGGGGGCUUAUUCUGGUGGUCCCGUUUCUUCCACCAUUUCUUUGCAAGUACCAGGGGGUGGUGUCCCCUGGGCAUUCAUCACUUUUCUUUUGGCUUCGGCCUCUUUGUUUGCCCUCGGGCUUAUUCUGGUCGUUUUGUCGGGCCGGAUGGAGGUGGUGUUUAACAACUACCUUUUAAACAACUGGGAAGAGCUGGACUGUGGGGUUGGUGGGGUGACGAUUGUCGGGGCUCGGAAGCCCUCGGGUCUUCUCCUUCGGGAGUUGACCUGGGUGGCACCGGCCUUUGGCAUCUCGAUCCUCUUUGCCUACUUCUUUCUCGCCGCUCUGUUCCUGCUCCGACAUACCAGUCUAAGCCAAUGGAUCUCCGGCGCUCUCGGUCUUUUAGCUUUUGCGGGAUCGAUCGUACUUAUCGUUUUCCGACAACUUCCGGCCUUGAUAAUUGUUAUUUUUGGCACCGCUGUUUGCAUUGUCUGGCAGAUUGUCUGCUUCAUUGCCAGCCUUCUAACAACUCUUUUAUAUGCCGGUUACCUCCUUGUCCUUUACAAUUUGAGAAGAAUUUGGGACGUCACUGCUCCAUCAUGUACCAAAGAUCGGAAUUUUUAUACCCCGCGAUUCAUAGCAGCUAUCAUAUUACUCUCUGCCACGACAUAUUGGAUCACGCAUGUUAUAUCGUCCUUUGCACAUUUUUUCGGGGCCCUUUUUACGAAGAAUCACGUACUUAUGAAUGUUCAGAGCGACUCCAGACAUUCAAACAUUCGAAGAACGGCAGUUCAGACGACACUUCGCUUGACUUACAGCAGCGUAUGCUUUGGUGCGGGACUCUUAUCCUUCUCGGUUUUUUUGAAAGAUCUGGGAAUGGCUUCAGGGCAAAAUCUUUCGCUCACGCCAGAUUCAAAUUUUCGUUCUAUAACUGGAGCCCUCUUAUUAACUCUUUUGGUGUAUCUUGCACCCUUCCACGCCGCUCUUGAUUCCAAACACUCGGACUGGACCUUUUCUAUGAUGGCCCUUGAUUCCACUACAUACUGGAAAGCUAAUAAAUCCGGUGUUACCUUAAUGUCAGCAGCUGGUUUGGAAAUGCUCAAGGACUCGGGAUUGUUCCAAAUGAUCUCAUACUUCCCCGUCGUGAUUGGUGUAAUCAGCGCUCUUUCAACGUUUUUCUUAAUCACCCUUAAGCCCAACCCUGUUGAGGAAACCAAAGAUGUUCUAAUAGCCGAAGUUCUGGUAGCUUUCGCUUUCUUUGGCGGAUCGCAAAUUGCGAGAGCUGCGUUUUCUCCACUCAAGGGAGCUAUGUGUACCAUUUUCGUUAUGAUGGCAAGAGAUCCAGCUGUUUUCCAAGAACAUUAUGGACAGAUUUGGACUCGCUUGGAAGAGCUUCACCCCAGUGUUGCGGAGGCGUUAUUGAAGUGA
Messenger RNA from Botrytis byssoidea, 1461 nucleotides. RefSeq lists its product as uncharacterized. Lineage: Eukaryota; Fungi; Ascomycota; Leotiomycetes; Helotiales; Sclerotiniaceae. Gene Ontology annotation, biological process: transmembrane transport. The coding region runs from base 1 to 1461 and encodes 486 amino acids. The transcript has 3 exons. Gene Ontology annotation, molecular function: transmembrane transporter activity. The record is from RefSeq and is a predicted model, not a curated record.